CUCCACUCCUUGAUGCUUCCGGGUACCUCCAACCCUCGCUUCUACCCCUGCAGAGCUGGGCCCGAGGGGCAUCCCGAAGAGACUUUCCUAUCAGGAAUGUAUAAAGGCAGCUGGCAGAGUGGGAGAAGAUACAGAAGAAGGAGUCACCAGCAGAGCCCUUGGUUCAGACGUUGUACCUCGAGUGAGAGGUAUAACACAGGGACAUCACAAAGCCCCCAGGAUUCUGGCCGUGGCAAUGACGAGUCCCCGUCAACCUCUUCCAGCACAGCUGGAAGUUCUUCCGUGCCAGAUCUACCAGGGUAUUACUUUGACCCUGAAAAGAAACGCUAUUUUCGCUUACUCCCUGGGCAUAACAACUGCAACCCCCUCACGAAGGAGAGCAUCCAGCAAAAGGAAACGGAGAAGAAAAGAUUGCAGCUGGUGGAAGAAGACAAGCAGAAAAAGAAAGUAGCCAGAAUGGGAUUUAAUGCAUCUUCCUUGCUACGCAAAAGACAGCUGGGUUUUCUCAACGACAUCAGUUAUUCCCGUCUAGCCCAUGAGCUGCGAGUGAGCUGCAUGCAGAAGGGAAAGGUCCACAUUCAGAGCUCGGAUCCUUCUGCUUUGGCAAGUGACCAGUUUAACCUCAUACUGGCAAAUACCAACAGGGACCGGCUCUUCACAGUCAUCGAUGUCAAAGUCGGCGGCUCCAAGUACAGCAUCAUCAACCUCAGCCAUCUGUGGAUCCCAUCACCCACUGUGAGAAUGUAUGAAAACUUGUACUUCACCAACCGGAAGGUGAAUUCUGUAUGCUGGGCCUCGCUGAAUCACUUGGAUUCCCAUAUUCUGUUGUGCCGCAUGGGAAUCGCGAAGACUCCAGGCUGCGCCACUCUGCUCCCAGCAUCACUGUUCGCCCAUAGUCAUCCAGCAGUUGAAGACCGGCCUGGCAUGCUCUGCAGUUUCCAGAUCCCCAGUGCUUGGUCCUGUGCGUGGUCCCUGAAUACCCAGGCAAAUAACUGCUUCAGCACAGGCUUGUCUCGGCAGGUUCUGCUGACCAACGUGGUGACGGGACACCAGCAGUUAUUCGGCACCAGCAGUGAUGUCCUGGCCCAGCAGUUUGCUGUCUUGGCCCCUCUCUUGUUUAAUGGCUGUCGUUCCGGGGAGAUCUUUGCCAUUGAUCUGCGUUCUCAAAGUCAGGGCAAGGGCUGGAAGGCCAUGCGCCUGUCCCAUGACUCAGCGGUGACCUCUGUGCAAAUCCUCCAAGAAGAACAAUGCCUGAUGGCAUCAGACAUGGCUGGAAAGAUCAAGCUGUGGGACCUGAGGACCACUAAAUGUUUAAGGCAAUUUGAAGGUCACGUGAAUGAGUACGCCUACCUGCCCCUGCACGUGCACGAGGAAGAAGGAAUCGUGAUGGCAGUGGGCCAAGACUGCUACACGAGAAUCUGGAGCCUCCAUGACGCCCACCUGCUCAGAACCAUACCCUCCCCUUACCCCGCCUCCAAGGAGGACAUCCCCAGUGUGGCCUUCUCUUCUCAGCUCGGGGGCUUCCGGGGAGGACCAGGGUUGCUCAUGGCCGUCCGGAAGGACCUCUACUAUUUCUCCUACAGCUGAUUCUGCAGGGAACAGCCUAGAGGAAUGUGGAUUUGACUAAUAGAAGUAAAGAGCCUCAAUUGCUGUUCUGUUUCUAGCAAAGACAUUUUAAACGGGCACUCAGUGUGCACAGAUCCCGACUAUCCAGCGUUAGGGGUAAAGGUAUUAAGUGUUUUAUGUGGAGACAGUUCAGUAAAGUUAUUUUCAUUAAAUUGUGGGCUCAGAGAGCCUGAAAGUCCUUUUCAUAAAAGGUUCCUAUUUCUUAUUCUUGUUGAAUUCCUUAGAAUAGCCUCCCCACACAUUUUUUUUUUAGACUUUUUUUGGUGGAAAGUAAAAUAACCAUCCGCCUCUUCUUCCACUAAAGUUGUUUUGAGAAGUGUAAUGAUGAGACUGGCUGGGAUGUGGUAGGUUAGUCCCAGGAAGACACACAUCUGUAUUUGAGAAAGCCAACUGGAUAGAAUAGGAAGUGGGAAGUCGUUUCUGUGAGUCCGCAGAACAGAUUUAAGGAUGAAGUUUGGAAUCAUUAAACUUGGCCUUCCUGAAUAAGCUCACUCAGUAUCAACAGCAGAGAUCUCUGGAAUUCUCCUUUUACUAUCAUUCUAGGCAUUGGAAAGAAAGAUGAAUCUUUUUAAAUGCUAGCAGGUUUGAAACAGGCCUUAGCAUGCCUUCGUUGAAGUACCUCACAGAAUGUUAAGUACAGCAGCUCCUAUUUCUAUUAUGGUGAUAUGAAUGUCAGAUUCAGGGGCCUAGCCUGUAAGAAAAUUGGCUUUGACUCUGUAAUCUAGGGGAAGCAGUCUGUGAAAUGUUCAUACAAAGUACUGAAUGGGCCUGUUUCUUCUAUCAAACAAUAAACUAGAACCAUGUUGUGGUGUGUUGCUUUUGUUAAUGAUUUAGGAGAUCAUGAUGCUUGGACUUCUUAUAACAGCAAACCAGCUACAGGAACAUCUGCUCAAAUCUUGAAUGAGAAAAGAAAUGAAUAGAAGAGACUGAGACCGGGUUUAAUAGCUGUGCUGAAUGCUUCUGUUUGCCCCUUCCUAUCCACUUUCCACCCUUCUCUGCUCUGCGCCCCAGGAGGCUGAGACACGUGGACCUCACUAGUGAGCUCUCUGGUCCUUGGCUACCAGGUGAGUUCAGCCAAUGGGAAGUCCUGGCAGGAGAAGAGCGAAGUGGGAUUCUGAGUUCUCUGGCUCCCUUUUCUCCUGGGCUGUGGCUGCAUUCCUCGACCUAAUGCUGUAAUUUCUAUCGGAACAGCUUUCUCUAGGUUCUAAUACCUGUUCGCUCCAUUUGUCCCGUCAGACCUACGGCUGGUAAUUGCACCUCACUGUUGCUAGCUCUAGGAUGUUUCACCAGUUAAACACUCUUCAUUUACCCUCUUUGAGUGUUAAUCUCUUUCAUGCCAGAACACCACACACACACACACAAAGAUGAGAAUAUCAGGUUGCUUAUCUAAUAGAUGGGCUAUAUAUCUUUAGUGCCUUUUACAUUAUAUAAAAAACUUUCCCCCAUAUUAUCUGAUUUGAUCCUUAAAAAAACCCAGGACAGUUGUAGUAAUAUAAUACUAUCGGCAUCAUCUUACAAAUAAGGAACCAGGGCACAGAGACGUUAAGUGACUUGCCUUGGAUCAGAGAGCUAUUAAGUGUAGAGCUGGGGAUUACAAUCAGAAGACUUGAGAUCACUCCCUACCUUCCACGUGUCCCCAUUCUGCUGACCAAAUAAUUGACCUGUGUAUCAGAGCUAUUGCUGUGGAGAAAUCAGUGAGUAUAAAUCUGUGACUACUAACAUUCCAUGAUAUUUAAUCACUGGGUAAAUGAGUUUUUCUGGCUCUCACCAGUGGGCAAGAAGCUUGUUAAUUGCCAAAGUUCUUCUGUGUUUGUUUAGAUUUUGUCCCUGUAUUCCUGCAACCCUGAUGUACACAUAGUAGUUCCCCAGGAAAUAUGAAUAGCAUUACAUGGUAUACCUCUCCACUUUCUUGGCAGGGUCUUUUGGAUUAACUUUGGAAUGACAUGCCACUGCCCAAGAGCAGUGUCCACACACACACAUCCUGGGCCAUGACCCUAACGUCCACCUGUACGUUUGUCCCCAUCACAUUCUAAGCACAAUAGAACAUACAAGUUCAUUUCAUUCCAGGAUCUGCAAUUUAGAGUCACUGCUCUUGCACAUCUAAGGCAGAGCGUUUCCCACGGUUGUGCACUGAUUCUUUGAAUGGAGCUGAAAGUCUGGCGGCUAUGCAGCCCAAGUCUGCUUAGAGUCAAUCUGACCACUCAAGACUGUACAAUAAGUUCUGAUGUUUACAGCCCUACCGCUGCACACCUUCUUGACUCCUUUUAUCAAACUGCCAUAGACCAGAUUUCUUGCUUAAAUAAAUAGUUGUAAAAUGAAUCAUUUUAGAUUUCCCUUAAACUAAAAGAAAGUUCUUCAAAAUCUCUAAACUUAGCAGCAGUUUGUGUUUGAUCACCAGUUAGCAGCCUUACAUUUGGUUUAGGUUGUAUGAAAAGUAGCUAAACUGGGCUGAGAAGUUGUAGAAUAAGUAUUUUUGUCUGCUUAAUAUAGUGUCAUAAAGGUUAGUAUGUUUACACAGUCUUGAAGCAUUUUUCACCUGCAGGUCUUUGGACAUGUUACACUAUUCCCCAGGUGACAGUGGAGGGUAGAGGAUGAGCAGGCGAUAAUGACAGCACCGCCGGGCUAUUCUCUGUACCCCUGGCUGACUGGCCCAGCAUUUGCUUUACUUACAGCUUUCUGAAUAUAGAUGAGAACAGUGGCACGUACUUGUUAUAAAAAAUGCCCACAAAUAAACACCUCUCACGUUCCACAUUACAGUGUAGUCACCCUAUAAUACAGCUGGCCCAGCAUGCUCUGGAGGGCACUGAGCCCCUUCAGUGUCCCCUAACAAAGGUCCCUAGAAGUGUCCUUUGAGUGAGCCCAAAUCAUGUCCCUCACCUGUCGGCCUUAAGUCUGUCCUGGUCUAAAUCUUCCACAUAACUAUCACCAAGACACGGUUUCAGCCUAAACAGUUUUCUUCUAUUUCUCCGUUUACGUGUGUUGGUAAAAGCCUCGGGUCCCACUCUUAAGUUUAUCCCCUCUGAGGAAGUCCUGGUGGUGCAGUGGUUAAGCACUCAGCUGCUAACCAAAAGGUCAUCAGUUCGAACCCGCCAGCCGCUCUGUGGAAGAAAGA
Messenger RNA from Trichechus manatus latirostris (Florida manatee), 4738 nucleotides. RefSeq names its product DDB1 and CUL4 associated factor 4 (gene DCAF4). The transcript is spliced from 14 exons. Gene Ontology annotation, molecular function: protein binding. Gene Ontology annotation, cellular component: Cul4-RING E3 ubiquitin ligase complex. Lineage: Eukaryota; Metazoa; Chordata; Mammalia; Sirenia; Trichechidae. The record is from RefSeq and is a predicted model, not a curated record. The coding region runs from base 13 to 1587 and encodes 524 amino acids.